AUUACAAUCGCCCCUCUAACUGAUUGCAGCGCCUCUAACUGUUCUUUAUACCAGUUUUCUCGACUAGCGAACUACUCCAGUGCCGACGAUUUUCUAUAACAGUUGACACCCCUCCCCCUGGUUCCGACCAAAAUGACACGGUCAAAGAUAGAACUUGGAGAUGUAACACCUCACAACAUAAAACAGCUUAAGCUUCUGAACCAAGUUGUUUUCCCAGUAUCCUACAAUGAAAAGUUUUAUAAGGAUGUGUUGGAAGCUGGAGAACUUGCUAAGUUGGCAUAUUACAAUGACAUUGUGGUUGGAGCAGUUUGUUGCCGCGUCGAUACAUCAGAGAAUUCUCGACGCUUAUAUAUAAUGACUCUGGGUUGUUUGUAUCCAUACAGAAGAUUAGGAAUAGGGACUGUUAUGGUACAGCAUGUUUUAAACUAUGUUAAUAAGGAUGGCAACUUCGACUCUAUAUUCCUUCAUGUUCAAGUAAAUAAUGAAGGGGCAAUAGACUUCUAUAAGAAAUUUGGCUUUGAGAUCGUUGAGACAAAGGAGCAUUAUUACAAGAGAAUUGAGCCAGCUGAUGCACAUGUUUUGCAGAAGACACUUCGCCCACCAAGAAAUGCAAACAUCAGGCGAACAGUCAGUGAAUAAUUUCAUCUAUCAUUAUAUUUGUUCUCAUCUCUAGUGUAUUCUCUCACUGUAUUCUGUUAUCUGCUGUACAAACUGUCAAUAAAAGUAUACUCUUAUUA
This is a messenger RNA of Cephus cinctus (wheat stem sawfly), 737 nucleotides long. RefSeq names its product probable N-acetyltransferase san (gene san). Gene Ontology annotation, molecular function: acyltransferase activity, transferring groups other than amino-acyl groups. Gene Ontology annotation, cellular component: NatA complex. Lineage: Eukaryota; Metazoa; Arthropoda; Insecta; Hymenoptera; Cephidae. Gene Ontology annotation, biological process: mitotic sister chromatid cohesion. The coding region runs from base 133 to 639 and encodes 168 amino acids. The record is from RefSeq and is a predicted model, not a curated record. The transcript has 4 exons.